This is a messenger RNA of Pochonia chlamydosporia 170, 1062 nucleotides long. RefSeq names its product guanine nucleotide-binding protein alpha subunit. Gene Ontology annotation, cellular component: heterotrimeric G-protein complex. The transcript has 4 exons. Lineage: Eukaryota; Fungi; Ascomycota; Sordariomycetes; Hypocreales; Clavicipitaceae. Bases 1 to 1062 code for a protein of 353 amino acids. The record is from RefSeq and is a predicted model, not a curated record. Gene Ontology annotation, biological process: G protein-coupled receptor signaling pathway. Gene Ontology annotation, molecular function: GTP binding; G protein-coupled receptor binding; G-protein beta/gamma-subunit complex binding.
AUGGGUUGCGGAAUGAGCACAGAGGAGAAGGAGGGCAAGGCCCGAAAUGAGGAGAUCGAGAAUCAGUUGAAGCGGGACAAGAUGAUGCAGCGCAACGAAAUCAAGAUGCUACUCCUCGGUGCUGGUGAAUCUGGCAAGUCCACCAUUCUCAAACAGAUGAAGCUCAUUCACGAGGGUGGCUACUCUCGUGAUGAACGCGAAUCUUUCAAGGAGAUUAUCUUCAGCAAUACUGUCCAAUCAAUGCGCGUCAUCCUCGAAGCUAUGGAGUCCCUUGAGCUGCCACUGGAGGAUCAGAGAAUGGAAUACCAUGUCCAGACCAUCUUCAUGCAACCCGCUCAGAUCGAAGGCGAAGUUUUGCCUCCCGAGGUUGGAGGUGCCAUCGAAGCUCUCUGGAAGGAUCGUGGUGUGCAAGAGUGCUUCAAAAGAUCCCGUGAAUACCAACUCAACGACUCUGCGAGAUACUACUUUGAUAACAUCACUCGCAUUGCCGCUCCGGACUAUAUGCCCAACGACCAGGAUGUUCUGCGAUCACGAGUCAAGACUACUGGUAUCACCGAAACUACCUUCAUCAUUGGAGACUUGACCUACCGCAUGUUCGAUGUUGGUGGUCAAAGGUCAGAGCGAAAGAAGUGGAUUCACUGCUUUGAGAACGUCACCACCAUUCUGUUCCUCGUCGCCAUUUCGGAGUAUGAUCAACUGCUCUUUGAAGAUGAGACUGUCAACCGCAUGCAGGAAGCUUUGACAUUAUUCGAUUCUAUCUGCAACUCAAGGUGGUUCAUCAAGACAUCGAUCAUCUUGUUCCUCAACAAGAUUGAUCGUUUCAAGGAGAAGCUACCUGUGAGCCCAAUGAAGAACUACUUCCCUGACUACGAGGGCGGCGACGACUAUGCUGCAGCCUGCGACUACAUCCUCAACCGCUUCGUCAGCCUCAACCAGCAUGAGACGAAGCAGAUUUAUACUCACUUUACCUGCGCCACCGACACCACGCAGAUCCGCUUCGUCAUGGCGGCCGUCAAUGACAUCAUCAUUCAGGAGAACCUCCGAUUGUGUGGUCUGAUCUAA